AUGCUCUCGAAAUACAAUAUUAUAUACGUGAGCCAAAAAGCAAUAAAAAGGGACGCUAUAGCAGAAUUGCUUGCAGAUCGCGCUACUGAAGAGUAUGAACCGAUGAAGCUAAAAUUUCCUGAUGAAGACUUAAUGACUAUUUUUCAACUGGAAGAAGGGGAGCAUGUAGAAAAAUGUUGGAGAAUGUACUUUGAUGGAGCUGCUAAUGCCUUGGGGCAUAGAAUUGGGGUAAUUCUAAUUUCUUCAAAAGAACAAUACUACCCUGUAAUAGCGAGGUUAAAUUUUAAUUGCAUAAAUAACAUCGUUGAGUAUGAGGCAUGUGUCAUGGGCCUACAAGCUGCUAUGGAUAAAAGAGUGAAAGUACUGAAAAUAUUUGAAGACUCAGCUCUAGUCAUAUAUCAGUUGAAAAGAGAAUGGGAAACGAGAGACUCAAAACUCGUUCCAUAUCAUAAGUAUAUUCUAGAGCUGACAAAGUAA
Durio zibethinus is the source of this 477-nucleotide messenger RNA. The record is from RefSeq and is a predicted model, not a curated record. Lineage: Eukaryota; Viridiplantae; Streptophyta; Magnoliopsida; Malvales; Malvaceae.